Messenger RNA from Guillardia theta CCMP2712, 1143 nucleotides. RefSeq lists its product as hypothetical. The transcript has 10 exons. The record is from RefSeq and is a predicted model, not a curated record. Gene Ontology annotation, molecular function: dTDP-glucose 4,6-dehydratase activity. Gene Ontology annotation, biological process: nucleotide-sugar metabolic process. The coding region runs from base 1 to 1143 and encodes 380 amino acids. NCBI's taxonomy places the organism in Eukaryota, Cryptophyceae, Pyrenomonadales, Geminigeraceae.
AUGGGCAUCUAUCGCUCCGAUAAGCCUCUCGGAGGGCAAUCAGAUGAGCUGUCAGUCCUCGAGGCAGGGACGUUACCCGCAAGCGUACUGGUCGUCAGCCAAGUCGGAGGGCAACAUCGUUUCAAGGCUGAGAGGUCGAUACUGAUAACGGGGGGGUGUGGGUUUAUGGGUAGCCACCUGGUAGACAGGCUGGUCCUCAAGUACCCUCAGUACCUGGUGGUUGUGUUGGAUGUUUUGGAUGAGUGCAGCUCUACACAUCAUCUGAGUAAGGUGAAAGAUCGACCCAACUUCAUCUUCGUCCAUGGAGAUAUCCGGGACUCGGAGCUGGUGUCCGUGUUGAUGAACGACUACAAGGUGGACACUAUUCUGCACCUGGCAGCGCAGACGUCUGUGGAUCAUUCGUUCAAGAGCCCUUCUGUCUUCACCGAUGUCAACGUCGUGGGGACUCAGAGUCUCCUGGAAUGCUCUCGCAGGGCGACGAGGCUCAGGCUGUUCCUCUACUGUUCUACCGAUGAAGUCUACGGAGAAAUCAAGGAAGACGCCGCGACAGAGGACUGUCCUCUCCGACCCACCAAUCCUUAUAGCGCUUCCAAGGCGGCAGCUGAGCUCUUGGUCAUGGGGUAUGCGACGUCGUUCAAACUUCCGUGCAUCGUGACGAGGUGCGUCAACGUCUACGGCUCCCGACAGUUUCCGGAGAAAGUGAUCCCUAAGUUCGCCAUGCGCUCGAAUCCCAGGAUCGGUCAGCCGUGCUGCAUCCAUGGAGACGGCCAGGCCAAGAGAAGUUUCAUCUAUGUUGAAGACGUUGCAGAAGCUUUCGACGUCGUCAUGCACCAGGGGAAGGCGGGGAACGUGUAUAACAUCGGGUCCAAGGAUGUCGUCAGCGUUCGCUACAUAGCAGACAAGAUAUCUGAGGCCAUCACGGGCAGCGCCGGACUUAUCCAAAACGUGCCUGACAGGCUUUACAACGACUGCAGGUAUGCACUCAACUGCUCCAAGCUUGAAGGCCUCGGUUGGAAGCAGCGGACGCCCUUUGAAGACGGGCUGCACAGAACUCUCGAGUGGGGAGACCUUUCAGGAGUCCCUUGGAGCGUCCAGGAGAUGGAAGACGUAGAAGAUGUGCUGAGAUCCGCUGGAGUGUUUUGA